Molecule: messenger RNA, 1647 nt
Organism: Alternaria novae-zelandiae
Lineage: Eukaryota; Fungi; Ascomycota; Dothideomycetes; Pleosporales; Pleosporaceae
Exons: 1
Coding region: 1-1647 (548 amino acids)
Source: RefSeq, a predicted model, not a curated record
AUGUCGACAGUACAGACCACGGCCUCUCCACGCGCUCCCCGGGGCAAGCCGCAGAGCCCAGCUCAGGCAGCGCAUGCCAACGCCGGCCGGCAGUCGCAACGCAAACCACGAGGCAACCGCGCACACAAUGGCUACACCCAGAACCAACACAGUGCGGCAGGAGCGUCCCCGAGCAAGAUGCCUGCUGAGCUCGCCCACGCGGAAGGCGCGUCCCACUCAGGUGAGGACGCGCACAUGCCCUCUGGACCGCGCAACAUGAGGAAGCCCAACCAGUCCCAUCCCUCCAUCGACCGCGUCUUCUCUCCUCCUGAAUCAGAGCCUGUUCCGAUCAAUCCGUCUGCUACCCCGGCUAAGAUCCAGGCCGCCUAUGCCGGCCCGACCUUCCAUGCUUCUCCGGCUCCUUCUGCUCUGCCUAUACCCAAGUUUCUUUCUCGUUCUGUGCCGGCCAAGACACGUGCUGGUCCACCAACACCUCCGCCCGAAGAUAGUUCUGAUUCUGCUUCUCCAAGUCCUUCUGCUUCUCCUUCCCGCGCCCCGGUGGCCGUUCCUCCUCGUAAUGAACAAUCUCCAUUGGACCUGCUUUUCAAGGCGGAUGCGGCUGAGAGAGCCAAGGGCAACCAUGGACGCCCAGCCUCCCACGGACCUUUCAACCCAAUGGACACUUCCAGGCCACAGCAUUUGAAGCAUGAUUCGUCACACUCGCUGAAUGGCGUCUUUCCCAUAGAGCUUGACGGGGAAAGCAAGCACGCACACAUGUCUCCCCCACCAGCAGCCUCGCCCGCCUCGCAUCGCUCCGUUACAGAUCCCACCAAGAUUCCACAGCUCAAAGAUAUGCAACAGCACGGCAACGGCAACGAUGUUAUGAACGACCUACUGAAUCGUCUCUCAAUGUCACAGAAGAAGCCUUCGGCAACACCGCCUCGACCGGAUGCGCAGGGUCCACAAGGAUUCAUGAUAGGUCAGACACCAUCACCUUUCCAUGACGGUCGCCCUCCCCAGAACCCUUCUGGACCCACCACACCGCAGGCACCACCGCCGAACCAAGACUCUGAAUUUUUCUAUGGCAACCGUAAUCUUUCUCCCUUGUUCAAAGCCGCAAAGGGUGAUUCUGCAAAGAAACGCAACUCUGGUCUUCGUACCGAGAUCUCGGCUGAGUCUCCUAUGGUCGGACCGGGCAACUUCCAGAGCUUUCCUUCUGUUCCUCCCACUCAGAUGAUGGACCCCAACGCCUUUUCCCGAGAUCAGCCAGGCAACGCCAACGGAGGCUUUGCCAACGGGCCCCGGCCAUCAGCACCCCAUGUACAAUCCUAUCAACAAAGUCCAAACAACCGCAGGAAGACGCCUGGCCGGCAGCCACAACAGCCACAACAGCCUCGCCCAGACACUUACCAGAAACGAGGCAAUAUGAGUGGGACUGGAAAUACCGCGGCUAAUGCUCCUCCAGCAUCUGCUCCAAAGGCCCCUACCAGCAUGAUGUCCUUUGUACCUUCAUCAGUCGCUGCUAAACAACGCAAGACCUCAGCCCCCGCUGCCACUACUGGUGCCUCACCCAUGAAAACCGCGACCCCUUCCAAUACGUUGUCUCUGGAGCAGGAUCUCAAACGCUUGCUCAAUCUCAGCCCGGCUGGCGAGUCCAGCGUCAGGUAG